Molecule: messenger RNA, 841 nt
Organism: Notodromas monacha
Lineage: Eukaryota; Metazoa; Arthropoda; Ostracoda; Podocopida; Cyprididae
Source: the annotation of a GenBank genome assembly
AUGGAGCAGAAGAACCUCUUUCGGGUGAUUGCUAGGAUCAAGUGCGGUGAACCUGUGUCAACAAUUUCCUUUACUCCACUGAAAUCUCGUUCUUUGCUGGUUGGAUUUAAAUCUGGGAAUGUGAAACUCUGGGAUCUGCAAAAUUACUUUCUUCGGUUCACCUGUAAACGACUACGAGAAGGACCUGUUCACUUACGACAUCUAGAAGAAGAAGCGCAUAUUUCAACUCCACAACGCAUCAGCUUUUGGGAAUCAUUGGCAAGGAUUCGAGAUCGGUCAAGUUCAAAGGAAAAUUCUCCGCCUGUUAAAAGUGUUACACCACUGAAAGAAGUUUCCAAAAGUCCUGUUGUCACUGUGAACAGUCCUGCUUGUUUACCCAUUUCAAGCACUGUGGACACAAUGAAACACCAUACCCUAGAUCGGAAUGCAUCAGUUGUGCAGGAUGAGUCGAUUGAGGAAGUUGCAGUUCCUUCUCCAGAAAAGCCACAAGAAGCCUCAUUGGAUCUCGGAGCAAUUAAAAGCAUUGUGCACGAGUGUUUGGCAGAAUAUUUUGCUACAAGAACUGAGCAACAACUAUCGGGGAAUGGCAACAAAGACACGAUGCUUGCAUUUGAAGAAAUCGUUUCAAAAACUGUCUUUCUACAAUUGCGCAGUCAUUUGAAAUCUAUGGAGCGUAUGAUUGCUCAGUUGAAGCAGGAUUCUGAACAACAGAUGAGCAGAUUGGAGGAUGGGAUACAACGUCAAUUGCGCUUGUUGCGAGAAGAGAUCAAAAGCAGCGCAAGAGCUGAUGCCCUAUCCCACUGGAUGUCUUGAAAUUUGUUUUUUAAAAUUCAACUUUUGU